GUACAAAUUAGUAACUAUGUAUUGUCAGGGACAGAAAACAGACAUCAGUACACAAACUAUUAAAUCAAUUAAGCUUCUUUAUAUUUAUUCAAUAUUCAUGAAUAGUAUGUUAUAAUUAUCUAAGGAAAUAUGAACCGGGUGUAAUCGAUUAAAAAUACAAGGUAACUAAUCAAGCACGACUCACGGAACUGAAACGAAAAUGUUGUAAACAAAAUUAGGUGACAAAAGACAUCAAGAAAUGUGUAAUGUCUUCAAUGGUUAUGAGUUAUUGCUCUUCAAAAGGUUUAAUGAAAAACCAGAGGAAUGGUUGGAAUGGAAGAACAAGCUAAAAGAGCGCGAAGAAAAGGGAGACACUGCAAGUUUCGACAUCCCACAGGAGCUAUGGUACCUGUAUGUGGCUCUCCAUCAGCGUCCACGCUACCUUAUGCAGCUGGUCAAGGACGAAAUAGAGAGGGAAAACAAACAUUUCCUCCGCAGAUCUGGUGAAACACUGUUGACGAUGUACAUAAACAUGAACGCUUUCACAGAGUUUCAUCUAGACAGUAUUUUCAAGUAUGGAGAGGACAACAAACUGCCUAAAGAGAUUUUCAAAUGUGCCAAUAUUCGAUACCUGUCCCUCAAAUACAACUGUCUGUACGACAUACCUCCAGACAUUGGUUUCCUACAGAAGCUUGAGUACCUCGCCCUUACCAAUAACCGUUUACACGUCCAGUCUAUCCCAUACACACUGACAUUCUGUCGUAAUCUACGCACUCUCCUUCUUGACAACAACCUGCUUGACGCGCUCCCUGGGUUCCUGUUACAAAUGCAGAGCUUAGAGACAGUUCAUCGCCAUGGCAAUCAUAACUACUUCAAGUCAACUUUCAUGUGGUACCAUACUGACAUUUACUGCAGGAUUAUGGAAAUGAAUGGUACAGGGGUCAUGUCUACCAAACGACCCAUGUCACUGUCUUUCUGGGCAGCAAAGGCUCUCGUUGGGAGCAAAAAGAACUUCUUCACAGAUGAGAACGUAGCCCCGGUAUUGAAGGACUAUCUGUGUGGUGUGUAUGACAUGUUUAAUGUGUGCCAGAACUGCCCAAAAGCUUGUCUCAGCAACAAACAAGGUUUCAAGGUGAUCACAUUCAAGAACCCUUAUCUUGGAAACACUUGUGUGCCAUUUCAACACUGGGUUUGUUCUGUCAAGUGUGCCCAGGCCCUCGAAGUACCAGCACGCCUUGAACAGAUCGCCAAGGCACACAAGCUAGACACCCAGUACGAGCGCUAUGUGUUAAACUGUCAGAAAGAGUUCUUCAAGUGUCGUCAUAAACAUCCACUGUUAGCGUGUGUGGUUAAGGUGGAUGGGGACUUGGAAGAGGACUCAGAUUGCUACAGUGAUGUGAGCUGCAAUGCAAACUCUUUGCUAAAUGUGUCUAACACAAGUUCCGAGUCAACGAUGGAUAUUAACAUUACUAUUGCAAAUUUUAGAAGCUCAAGAAAAAAAAAAUGCUGCAUAAUGUAGUUUAUAAUGUGAUUUUUACCUGCGUUUAAGUCCCAGACUGGUGAACUAAGCAAUAUUCUGCGGAUUGUUUAGAACUUAAUGUUAACAGGGUUGUUCACAUCAUGGUUGUUAACUUUCAAGUCUUUUCUGCUCUGGAAGUAUCAUGGACACUUGUGAUCUGCAUUACUUGUAACAACAUUUGAGACAACUAUGUAUUUCAUAUAUUGAAAUAUAUAGGCACAUCUUAAAAUAUUCCGCCUUUUCAAGUUAACAAUGAUGCUGGUAACAUUUUAUUAUUUCAAAAAAGUUCUGAACUAUAGGCCCUUUGUUUUGUGUCGAUAAGUUCAGUUUUUAUUUAUUUUUGCAAUAAUUUCUCUUUCAAGUCUUAUGUGAAUGACUUUAAACAUUGUCUUCUGAACACUACACAUUAAUAUGUUACUGUAACACUAAUAGGAAAAAAAUCAUCAUUCUGUGAUGGAUUUUGUCAAGUUGAAAUUAUUUUUAAGUGCAUUUUUUAAGUGCAUAAAAGUGAUUUGCUGGUUUAGACAUCAUUAUUAGACUCACUACAGCUUUGUCAGACACAAAUGGAGGAUUAUUUUAUUUCAACUCCUUUUUUUGUCUUUGAAAAAUGACAAGAAAUCAAGUUAGUGGUUCGAGUAACAAACCAUACAAACAAAAAUAUGCAUGCCCGCUGUCUUGUGCCUGACAGUUUUCUCAACCCCAGUAAUAGUGUGGGGUAUUACGACAUCAAAAGUAAAAUGUAAGAAUUGUUUGUGCAUGGUGCUGUAUUUGACAAACUGUUAAAAAGGAGUUCUAAAGUCACACUGGAAGGUGAGUUUAGAGAGAGAAACACAAGGCAUUAUCAAAAGGCAUAAUAGGCAGCCCCCUUUGAUUAAAGCCAGUAUUGAGUUUUUGCCUUAAAGGCCUUUUUCGAAAAACUAAUACAUAUAUGUUCACUGAGAAUUAAUUCAUAAGUGAUUAAUCAAAAUAUGAUUUUGUUCUUAUUUUUUUCACAUCAUUGUUUUUUUUUCUAGUUUUGUAUUUGAAUGAUAAAAAUAACCUUCUUGUCUGCUUUGAUUUCCAGAUGUUCCAACUUCCUGGGCCGGUAUUUAUAAAACUUCUUAAGUCAUUACAAACAUAAAUCAUUUUUCUUAGUUAAGUAUCAUAUCAUAUGAUAUAAUGACUUAAUUAUAUCUGCAAUACUUUAUUUUGCAAUGAUUUUAUUGAAAAUACAUUGAAAAAGCACUUCUUUUAGUUUGUGUAUGAUUUUUUAAGGAAAUCAACUCAAGUUGAGAAUUUAACUUAUGAAGUUUUAUGAAUACCGGACCAGGUGUAUGAAUACACUACUUGCAAAGGUAUUGCAAACUGUAUUUUAUUUCUCUUGUAACAGUUUUUGAUAUUAUUUCAGUUUAAGAAAUUAUAUGGUUCCUGUUUAUAUAAAUAUUCUGACAGUAAAAUGCUGCUGCCAUGUUGUUCCACUGUCACCAAAUAAAUCGUUAUUGCCCA
Mya arenaria is the source of this 2983-nucleotide messenger RNA. RefSeq lists its product as uncharacterized. NCBI's taxonomy places the organism in Eukaryota, Metazoa, Mollusca, Bivalvia, Myida, Myidae. The coding region runs from base 239 to 1498 and encodes 419 amino acids. The transcript is spliced from 5 exons. The record is from RefSeq and is a predicted model, not a curated record.